Messenger RNA from Chaetomium globosum CBS 148.51, 1485 nucleotides. RefSeq lists its product as uncharacterized. The coding region runs from base 1 to 1485 and encodes 494 amino acids. The transcript has 4 exons. Lineage: Eukaryota; Fungi; Ascomycota; Sordariomycetes; Sordariales; Chaetomiaceae. Gene Ontology annotation, molecular function: protein binding; aspartic-type endopeptidase activity. The record is from RefSeq and is a predicted model, not a curated record. Gene Ontology annotation, biological process: proteolysis.
AUGCAGGGCGCGGCUGAACGCCGUUUCCUUUGUUUUCCUUCCUCUUCUUUCUCCUUACCUUCCCAUCACACCACUCACUCCCCUGACGCCGACGGCACCAACUCGACCUCGCCCUUCUCUUUCGAGCCCCCCCUAUCUACAUCUGCCACAAUGCGCAUCACACUCUCCAUCACCAACUCGGAGCCACAGGGCGAUGACCAGGAACUGCUCUCCCUGGAGGUCUACCCGGAGAUGACAAUUGAGACUCUGCGUAGCUCCAUCCAGGCCGAGACCACCCACCACCCCAGCGCCCAGCAUCUCUACCACAACGGGCAGCUCGUCCACGACAAUGCCAAGACUUUGGGCGAGCUCGGCGUGACCGACGGCGACAUGCUCGCCCUCCACAUCCGCGACAUGCGGGGCAGCACAACAACCCCGGCGGCCGCCAGGGCGGCCCCGCAGAGUGCAGCUCGGCCUGCAGCGCGGCCACCCCCAGCGCAGGACCCCGAGGUGAUUCGGCUGCAGAUUCUCGGAGACCCGAACCUGAGGGGCGAGCUUGGUAGAUCGAGGCCCGACUUGGUAGCUGCGCUAGAGGAUCCGCAAAGGUUCGCGCGUCUCUUCGCCGAUAGUCUAGACAGGGAACGAAGGGAGCGUAACGAGCGCCAGCGUCAGAUCCAGCUGCUCAAUGCGGAUCCAUUUGAUAUCGACGCGCAGGCGAGGAUCGAGGAGAUCAUUCGUCAAGAGCGCGUCAUGGAGAACCUGCAGAAUGCCAUGGAGCACAACCCGGAAGUUUUCGGCACCGUUCACAUGCUCUAUCUCGAAGUGGAAGUCAAUGGGUACAAGGUCAAGGCUCUGGUCGACUCGGGUGCGCAGGCGACUAUCAUGAGCCCGCAGUGUGCUGAGGCCUGCGGCAUAAUGCGCCUCGUCGACAAGCGCUUUUCGGGCAUCGCCCGCGGCGUGGGGACAGCCAAUAUUAUCGGCCGCGUGCACUCGGCACAGAUCAAGAUUGGCCCCCUCUUCCUGCCAUGCAGCUUUACCGUCAUGGAGGGCAAGCAAGUGGAAAUGCUGUUGGGGCUCGACAUGUUGAAGCGAUAUCAGGCGAGCAUCGAUCUUGCAAAGGACAAGCUCAUCAUCCAGGGCGUCGAGGUGCCAUUCCUGGGGCCAGCCGACAUUCCGGUCGAAACUGAGGAAGCGGUUGAACGGGAGCCCACCGUCCCAGGCCCCGCGGGGACGACGAUCGGCCAACGGUCUGGUGCUGUGCAUGCGCCCAGCGGACAGAGCGGAGCCGCGCCGGCUCAACGGCCCCAGCCGGGUGCUACUCCCGCCCCCGCCGCCGUUGCCGCCACCCCCAGCAGCCAACCCAGGGCACCGGCAGCACCUUCGUUCCCAAGGGAACAUAUCGACCAGCUCGUGGCGCUUGGGGCGUCUGAGCAGCGGGCGAUCCAGGCGUUGGAGGCGACCGGAGGGAACGUCGAGUAUGCCGCGAGCUUGAUUUUCCAGGACUGA